UUGGUGUUUUGUGGCUAUAGUAAAAUCAGGAAGAAGAAUUCCACUGUGUGGAAAAUGGCAUUUUUAAAUAUCAAACCCAUUGCUUGGGCAUUUUCUAGGAUAACAUUAGGGACUGAAAUGCUAAAUUCUAUCUUCAAUUUCUACUAUGUAAAGGUUUUUUUACACCUGUACAAGAUUUCAGAAGUGGCCUUUUACCAAGCACAGAUGAUUUUAAUGAUUUGGAAUGCUCUUAACGACAUGACUGGGUAUUUUCACAACAACUUGCCUUGUACUUAUCAGCCAGUCCCGGCUGAGGAAGUUUGGUUACUAUAUAUAUUUUCAUUCUACCUAGAAGGAACAGCCUCCAUUGUCAUGUUACUUCUUGGACAGCAAUACUAUUAUUUUUUGGCUCUUUAUCUCACUAUUAUCAUGGUGAUUGUGCAAGCUUCUUUUUGCUCAUUUAAUCUGCCACUAGCUGACAUGGUCGAUGCAGAUUUACUGAAGUUCAACUGGCAGUCACCCCUUUCCUCAAUGGUCUUUGGCAUCAAUGCUUUAUUUACCAAACCUGCUCAGUCUUUAGCUCCCAUGAAGAUACUCUCUAGGCUAAACCAGUAUGGAUAUGGAAACCCAAACAAAAGGUAGAGAAAAAAAAUGCUUUGAAAUAAUGUAAUAGAAAUAUGAAAGCAAACUCAGCCUUUUACAUUGAUUACUAGGCAGUAUCUUAGACUUGGGCAUUAUUAGUCACUAAUUUAUAGAUCUUGAGUAAACUACAAUAAAAAGUAUUCAUGUCAAAGGAACCUCAAUAGGAAUAUCUUUAAGGGUAUUCUUUAAAUUAUGUAUGCUACAAAUGUCUAUGUAAUUCACACUAAGCUACAUACUGAUUGCUUUUCUAAGUCAUUCACUCAUUUAUUAUUUCAUUCCACAAAUGUUUCUGAGGGCCUGCUAUUAUCUGCUAGGUUCAAAGGUUCUGGGCAUACAAGAUGAAUAAGGAGACUCCAAAGCCCCACAGAUUGUGAAGCACUGUGUAAGGCCCCACCAGCCUUUGGUGAUAACGGGCACUGUGGUAAUGCAGGGAAGAGGUUCCUGCCUCCGUCUGCCUAAAGUCAGGGAGCCCUUUGCAAAACAAGGGUUUCUUGAGCUGAAUUUUGGAGGCUGAGUGGGAUUUUUCUCUCCUGAACACAGAGGAAUGUCAUUCCAGGCAGAGAAUACAGCAUGGCGGAUAUCCAGAAGCAUGAGAGAACUCUCACUAAGGUAUUCAUUUAUUCACUCAACAAACGUUGUUGAGAGCCUACCACAUCCUAGGCUCAGUGAUAAGGCAAUGAACAACAGGGAACAAAACCACAGAAGCCUCUGCCCUCACACAGCUUACAUUCUAGUGGGAGGGAGGCAGGCAGACAAGAAAUUAGCUAAGUAAAAUACGUAGUAUGUUAGUUGGUGAGAGUCCUCUGGAGAAAAAUAGAACAAGAAGAACAGGAAGGCUUGGGGAAAGCUGCAUUAUUAAAUAAGGUGAUGGGAAGGCCUCACCACCAAGGAGAUGACAUUUGAACAAAGACCUGAAGGAAGGUGGGAGGGAACCAGGGUGCUCUUAGGGAAGAGUGUUCCCGGCAGAAAGCACAAUGAGUGCAGAAGCACUGAGUGCAGCGUGCCUGGCACUAGGUCUGCCAAGGAGGCUGCCAGCGUGACUGGAGCAGAGUGAGAGCAGGAGGAGACCAAAUCCCACAGGUCCUUGCAGCCCUCUGUUGUUACCUUGGUUUCACUAUGAGGUAAAUGGUGGUGGUGAGGCAGUGGAGGAUUCAUUCAUUUGUUUAUUUGACAUUAUUUUUUAAAGCAGUUGUAGGGUCACAACAACACUGGGCCGAAAGUACACAGAGUUCCUGUAAAUUCUCUGCCUUCCCACACGAACUGCUUCCUCCACUAUCAGCAUCCCACACCAGAGUGGUACAAAUGUUAUAAUCCAUGAACCUACAUCCUUAUCACCAAAGUCCAUGGUUUACACUAGGGUUCGUGCUUGGUGUUACACAUUCUGUGGGUUUUGAUAAAUGUAUAAUGACGUGUGUCUUCACAGCC
This is a messenger RNA of Balaenoptera musculus (blue whale), 2046 nucleotides long. Its product is annotated as transmembrane protein 180-like. Lineage: Eukaryota; Metazoa; Chordata; Mammalia; Artiodactyla; Balaenopteridae. The transcript is spliced from 6 exons. The coding region runs from base 55 to 621 and encodes 188 amino acids. The record is from RefSeq and is a predicted model, not a curated record.